CUCUGACGUAACAGCUGACAUCCCAUCUAGGGGGGCGUGUCUUACAGAAAUCCCCAGCCCAGGAGCAGACGUAGCUGCAGUUGAGAGAGAGGCAGGGAGGCAGGAAGAGUUUGGAGACACUGCAGAGGGGGUGCAGUCAUGGGGAACAUGCAGGAGAAACCUUCAGGCAGUGGAGGAGCCAGACCUGAUCAGGCCACAAAAGGGAAUGGGGCAAGGAGCUGGGGUGGAGGCAGCAGUCAGGGAUCUCCAGAGAAGAGGGGGGUGGUCAAUGGUACGCAGAGAGGAAACAGCCCUGGUACUGGACCACAGCAGGAGGCAGUGCAGGAGGAGGACAGACCUGCAGUGGACACAAGUUACCUGGACGCCCCUGCUGGGGCUCUUCCUCUUCACCUGGCUCGCCUCAAGAAUGAGGGGAACCACCUCUUCAAACAUGGUCAGUUUGGAGAUGCUGUGGAGAAGUACAGCCAGGCCAUUGAUGGAUGUGCUGCUGCAGGCCUUGACAGUCCAGAGGACCUGUGUAUUCUCUACUCCAACAGAGCUGCCUGUUACCUGAAGGAUGGCAACAGUACAGACUGUGUAGUGGACUGCACCAAAGCCUUGGAGCUGCGGCCUUACUCACUGAAGCCCCUGCUGCGUCGUGCUAUGGCCUAUGACUCACUGGAGCGCUACCACAAGGCCUACGUGGAUUAUAAGACUGUCCUGCAGAUAGACACAGGGGUGCAGGCAGCACAUGACAGCGUCCACAGAAUCACUAAGAUGCUGAUAGAGCAGGACGGCCCAGAAUGGAGAGAGAGACUCCCAGAAAUCCCUGUGGUUCCUCUGUCUGUGCAGCAGCAUCACAGACAGAAACCAGACAGCAUAGAGCUGGCCAAGGCCAGAGCUGCCAGGGCUGCACAGGAGGAGGCCAGAAGAAAAGAGGCUCAGUUCAACUCAUUGAAACAGAAGGGCAACGACCUAGUGAAGAGAGGUCAGUUCCAGGAAGCUCUGGAGAAGUACACUGAAUGUCUUACCAUGAAGCCUGAUGAAUGUGCCGUCUACACCAACAGGGCCAUUUGCCUCCUGAGACUGUAUCGCUUCGCAGAAGCCAAACAGGACUGUGACGCUGCUCUGCAGCUGGAGCCCAGCAACAAGAAAGCGUUCUACAGACGAGCUCUGGCUCACAAAGGUUUGCAGGACUAUCUAUCAGCCAGCAGUGACCUCCAGGAAGUACUCCAGAUGGACCCAAAUGUCAGAGAGGCUGAGGAGGAACUGGAGGCGGUGACAGGUUUGCUGAGAGAGAGUCUGAUGAACAACACUGUGCCCACACCCAGGGCUUGAUCUUGUACCUGAGGAACCAGGACUCAACAGUUGAAGACGUGGAGGGAAAAACCUUCAAAGAAACUGUCAAAGUCACAGAUGUGACAGAAAUGAUUCCCACGGUUCAGGACAGGCUCGGUGGA
Molecule: messenger RNA, 1439 nt
Organism: Cynoglossus semilaevis (tongue sole)
Lineage: Eukaryota; Metazoa; Chordata; Actinopteri; Pleuronectiformes; Cynoglossidae
Product: sperm-associated antigen 1A-like
Exons: 8
Coding region: 139-1317 (392 amino acids)
Cellular component (GO): cytosol
Molecular function (GO): protein binding
Source: RefSeq, a predicted model, not a curated record